GAAGAGGAAAAAGCAGUAGACACCAAACCAAAGAAGAAAAAGAAGCAGAAGAAUAGCAUUGGACGCAUGAUUUAUAUUCUGUGAUUAUUUUACUAAGCGAUAAAUUAUUGAAUAUUUUUAUAACUUUUGAGAGAGGAGGCUCAGUGAAAGCGGUGGAGUUUAAAGAGCCUGUAUGGUUGUUUCCGGAAGUGGCCAACAUCUAAAGUUAAUCUUGAUUGGAUAUUAUGAAGGUAUUGAAUUGUUCCGGCGAACGGGUGUGUGGUUGUUCAUGUCUGUGAGUGGUUGGUUGGUUUGAUGAAGCCUUUCCCGCAGUUUGAACCCUGCCCGGGCUCGCUGACCUGUCUGUCGUCCCUCCGAACAUGCUCGGCUUCUCUCGGCUCUCAGCCGAAGGGAAAGUGGGCGUGGCUACGGGGGUGGUGUUCCUCUCCAUGCUCAUAUCCCGCACCGUGCUGUCGGAGCGCGUGGAUAUCGGCACUCGCGCGCGCUUGUUCCGGACGCAGUUCCUGCUGUUGAUUAACUCGCUGCUGCUGCUCGGCUCGCUCUACAUCUGGAAGCGCGUGGUGACGCGGCUGUGCGGCGCGAGACUCCCUGCUGUUUCCGCCGCGUCAGCGCGCGCCUGGGCGCCCAGAUGUUGGCGCGCGGCCGUGCUGCUGUUUCUCGCGCUCGCUCACUGCAGCUACCUGAGCAUGUUCUACCUGGUGGGCACAGAACCGCACUGGCUGUCCGUGCUGAGCUUCAGCUGCCUGGGUGUUUAUGUCAUCCUGCUGUUCCUCCUCAUGAUGUUCGGCUGCGUCAGCCGCGUGCUCCAGAUGUUCUCCAAGGGUUCUGUGUUGGUGGCGGUAAGCAACUCGACCAGGCAGACCUUUCUUGCUUUAAUGAUGACCGCGCUGUUGGCUGUGUACGGGCUGUUAAACGCAGCGCAGCCGCCGCAGGUGGUGGAGGUGGAGGUGCCUGUGGAGAAACUUCCAGCUUCUAUGAACGGCCUCAAGCUGGUGCUGCUCUCAGAUAUCCACUUAGGACCAACAGUCGGGCGCUCGCAACUAUUGCGCGUUGUCACCAUGGUCAAUCAUCUAGAACCAGAUGUGGUGGUGAUCGUAGGUGAUUUAACUGACUCUCAGGUGACCCGUUUGAGGACGGCUGCAGAACCGCUGGCUCUCCUCAGACCUCGACUCGGCUCGUACUUUGCGACAGGGAACCAUGAAUACUACACUGCUGAUGUGGACAGCUGGUUCGAGUUCCUGCGCUUGAAGGGGAUAGAACCUCUUCACAACAGCCAUGCUCGAGUCUUCAGGCCCGGAAACGUGCAGGAUUGGAUCUGUAUUGCUGGCAUCGACGACCUGGAAGCGAGCAUGCUGCGGUAUCCUGGUCAUGGGAUGGAUGUUGAGAAAGCUCUGAGGGGUUGUAGUGAAGAACGUCCGAUUGUUCUCCUGGCUCAUCAACCUCAUGCUGCUAAACAAGCGCUUCAGCAAAGACCAGACAUCAACUUAGUGCUGUCAGGACACACUCAUGCUGGUCAGCUCUUCCCUCUCACUCUGCUGGCGUUCCUGGUGAAUCCGUACUUCUGUGGACUUUACCGCAUCUCGGAGCACACCAUGGUCUACGUUACUCCUGGAACGGUUUAUUACGGCAUUCCAAUGCGAAUCGGCAGCCGUGCAGAGAUCACACAGAUCACACUGAAAUCUGCCUAAGUGCGCACACACACUGUGUGCUAAAAGAUACCACUAAAAUAAAAGCACUUUUUUUUUUUUUUAGCUAAUUGGUUUAAAGGUUGUAUGCAUCGUAUCCCAUAAUAAUGAUGACAAUCAUAAGAAUUUGUCUAUUUUUAUCACUGUAUCAUAUUCGUUCCUUCAUUCAUCUUCAGUAAAUUUUAAUGCCUUACCCCACAUUUACACUUGUGACAAAGCUACAGGUGAUCGAUCAUUGUCUAUGUACACACCCUGCAUGACCGAGUGCCAUGAUUUCAGUGACAAAGCAACAGUUCUCAUUUAUAUGCAGAUUAGGUUUGACACGCUAAAGAAGCAACAAAUUCAAACGAUUCCUUGGACCAAAUCCUAUACCGCAUGUGAUCCAGGAUUUCUUCAGUUCCACAUUCACAACUGUCAUUCCUACGUGCAAUUACUUCCCAAUUACUGUUUGACACUCAAAAGUUGAGAAAACCAUGACUUGUAAGUGUGGUUUCAUCUUCUCCUGUUGCAUACGAGCUCUUGUUAAAUGUGUCUAGAGGAAAUAAAGCUUGGGAGGAAGUAGUGGGGGUGGCACGGUGGUGUAGUGGUUAGCGCUGUCGCCUCACAGCAAGAAGGUCCUGGGUUCGAGCCCCAUGGCCGGCGAGGGCCUUUCUGUGCGGAGUUUGCAUGUUGUCCGCGUGGGUUUCCUCCGGGUGCUCCGGUUUCCCCCACAGUCCAAAGACAUGCAGGUUAGGUUAACUGGUGACUCUAAAUUGAGCGUAG
Messenger RNA from Neoarius graeffei (lesser salmon catfish), 2447 nucleotides. RefSeq names its product transmembrane protein with metallophosphoesterase domain (gene tmppe). The transcript is spliced from 5 exons. Lineage: Eukaryota; Metazoa; Chordata; Actinopteri; Siluriformes; Ariidae. Gene Ontology annotation, molecular function: hydrolase activity. The record is from RefSeq and is a predicted model, not a curated record. The coding region runs from base 360 to 1688 and encodes 442 amino acids.